This is a messenger RNA of Diabrotica virgifera virgifera (western corn rootworm), 2276 nucleotides long. RefSeq names its product GATA-binding factor A-like. The coding region runs from base 277 to 1353 and encodes 358 amino acids. The record is from RefSeq and is a predicted model, not a curated record. The transcript is spliced from 6 exons. NCBI's taxonomy places the organism in Eukaryota, Metazoa, Arthropoda, Insecta, Coleoptera, Chrysomelidae. Gene Ontology annotation, molecular function: RNA polymerase II cis-regulatory region sequence-specific DNA binding; zinc ion binding; DNA-binding transcription factor activity, RNA polymerase II-specific. Gene Ontology annotation, biological process: cell fate commitment; negative regulation of transcription by RNA polymerase II; positive regulation of transcription by RNA polymerase II.
GCUCUGCGUAAGAACGCGAGUUCUUUGUUAAAUUUCAUUAACCUCUAGCUGGUACCGCUUAAGUGCUCAAAGACAUUCACUCCGGUGACAUUUUCGUGAUAAACUGUUUAUUUCUACUUUGGGGUCGUUUAGUGUUUAUUUUGGUUAAGUGACUGCUUUUGGGACCUUGGUGAUAGUGGUAUUACAUAGUGCGAUAAGUGGUGCUUCCUCCAGUUUUGCUGUAGAAAGGAGGUAUCAAUUAUGUACGUCAUCUAACAACCUCCUCUCCAUUCCACAAUGUUCCAUUCUGCUUCAAACGCAGGUGGAUACAGCGACGCCAACGCCAGUUUUCAUCAACAUCUUCAACAGUCCCCAGUAUACGUCCCAAGCAACCGAGCCAUGCCCCAGUACACGUCCCCGGCGAGCAGCCACUUCGGAGCAGCUCACCAAGGUGGAUGGCACACCGGUAGCGGUUAUGGUGAAAUGACUGCUCCAACUCCCCAUGGACUAGGAACGUCGCCUCACCAUGCUGGCGCUCUAGCUGGACAGUUUUAUGCCCAGAAUAUGAUGAUGGGUGGAUGGAGACCUUAUGAUAGUACCGGCUUUCAACGGACUAGUCCGUAUGGAAUGGAAUAUGAUGCUGGAAUGGAUUUUCAAUUUGGAGAGGGACGUGAAUGUGUUAAUUGUGGAGCCAUAUCUACACCUCUGUGGAGGAGAGAUGGAACUGGACACUACCUUUGUAACGCUUGUGGAUUAUAUCAUAAAAUGAAUGGAAUGAAUAGACCGUUAAUAAAACCAUCAAAACGAUUGACUGCGACCAGAAGAUUGGGCCUUUGCUGUACGAAUUGCGGCACAAGAACGACGACACUCUGGCGACGGAAUAACGACGGAGAACCAGUUUGCAACGCCUGCGGCCUCUACUUCAAACUCCACGGCGUGAACCGACCUUUAGCCAUGAGGAAAGACGGCAUCCAAACCCGCAAGCGCAAACCCAAAAAACCGGCGGGCGGAGACCGGGACGACAGCAGUUCCGCCUCCGCAGAAGAGCCAAAAACACCAAUCGUCCAUCAACCCAGCCAACAACACACCAACCAAAACCAACAGUCUUCCGUCCAACCACAUCAGACUUCUUCGGAAAAAUCAUCCCCAUCUGUUGAUCGACCGUACCUUGGACAGACGUCUUUGUUGCCAGCGACAAGUACAAGUGCAAUUAAAAGUGAACCCGGGUAUGAUUACAGUAGCUGUGUUCAGAACCAACCUGCGUACUCUUAUCAACAGAUCUUCGGAUUUCCAGGUGGUACUGGCAAUAACGAAGUGGCGUACCACCAUCAACACCACGUUACGGCAGCGGCCAAGCUUAUGGCAUCUUCGUAGAUCUAGUCCAAUUAACUCUUUGUGAAUGUUAAAUUACUUCUUGUAUCGAUCUUGCCUUACAAAAGACAAGGAACUUUUACCUUGCAUACAUAUUUACUAAUUCAGGUUUUUGAAUACUAUUUGUUCUGUUUAAACUAACUUAUAUCUGGAAAAGCUACUCUGGUAUUUUAGUCCACAUACAUGGUGUAACAAAAAGGCAGGUCAUAAAUUAAAUCACCUAUUCUGGGACCAAAAAUAGUUCGAUUGAACCUAACUCAGGGCCCCCGCGAGGCUGAGCUGCGCCCGCGUGCUGGAUAUAUUUUGGCGCUCUUUAAAUCCACCUAUAUCCAAUUAUGAAAUAAAUCUAUGUAUAAUUUUUAAUUUUUUACUCGUAAUAAAACAACAGAGAUUGCAAGAACUCAAAUUUUAUUUUUCUUAUAACUAAUUUACUGAUAAUGGCAAAAAACAAAUAAAACGUUAAUAUUUAUAUGAGUUAAGGGCGUAGGCGUAAAAUUUCGGGCCAUUGUGUUCUAUAUGCAUUCAUUUUUUUUUCGAAUCCUGAGAAAACUAAUUAGUAUUUUUGAAAAAUUUAAACGCAGAAUGAAAGAUUACAUUAUUACCAAGGGCCGAAAGUCCCUUAAAAUCACCAAAAAGUUUUUUUGAAUUAGAUAUUUGAAAUUAAAAAUUACACUAAAUUUUCUGUUUUUUUUUUCACUCCUGUAAUUAAAAUAAACAUUAUAGAAGUUUUCAGGGACUUUCGGCCCUCGGUAAUAAUGCAAUCUUUCAUUCUGCGUAGAGAUGCAUCAAGUCAAACUAGUUUGAUUUUACUCAACAAACUUGACUUGACUUGAAAAUCAAACUUUUUGUAUAAAAAAGUUUGACUUGACUUGAUUUCGAUAUCUUUAGGUUUGACUUGAAUUCAAACAUCUUCAAACAGUUUGAAA